UUUUUUUUUUGUAGAGUUAUUACACCAUUCAUUUUUAUCUUAUUUCCUCUGCCAACUUUAUUUUAUUUUAAAUUUCAUAUAACACAACAUGUCGAACGAUUCUAUGCGAGCUGUCAAGGAUUGUGCUAGCGGUACGAUCGGAGGUUUCCUUCAAGUCUUUGUAGGACAGCCUUUCGAUACCGUUAAAGUGCGCCUGCAAACAAUGCCGGCUCCUAUGCCUGGCCAGGCACCACUCUAUUCGGGGACUUUGGACUGUGUGAAGAAGACGUUAUCAAAGGAAGGGAUCAGGGGCUUUUACAAGGGAACAACGACACCUUUGGUCGGAGUAGGUGCCUGUGUUUCGAUCCAGUUUGUGACUCUGGAGGCGAUGAAGCGUUAUUACCAUGAUUUGAAUGGACCUCACGCCAAUGGGUUCCUCAGCAAUUCACAGCUCUAUUUAGCAGGAGCUGCUAGUGGUAUCACCAAUUCUGUGGUCUCUGGUCCUGUGGAACAUAUCCGUACCCGUCUUCAGGUCCAGACUGGAUCUGCUGGUGCUUCUGUCAAGGCUAUUACAGGCGCUACAUCUGAGAAGGCUGCUGCUGCUGCUGCUGCUGCUGCUAUCUCUGCCGGAAACUCGUCCGCAGCUAAUCAAGUUAUCAAGACUGCAGCAGCAGAAUCAGCAGCGGUUGUUCCGAACGCAACUAAGAAUGCACUUUAUUUCACAGGACCUGUGGAUGCUGUACAAAAGAUCUAUGCUCAGUAUGGUCUCCGUGGGCUUUAUAAGGGUCAGGCUGUGACGAUGGUGAGGGAGUUCCAGGGUUAUGGUGCUUACUUUGCAGCAUAUGAAUAUUUGGUUCAGCGUGCCAUGCGUCUUGAGAACAAGGCACGUAAUGAGUUGAGCACUAUUAAAGUGGUUGCAUACGGUGCUUGUGCUGGAUAUGCCAUGUGGACGACUGUGUACCCUAUUGAUGUGAUCAAGUCCAAGUUACAGACGGAUGGAUUCACCUCAACCACUCGUCAAUACUCUUCAGCAUUUGAUUGCGCCCGUCAGACGAUGGCAAAGGAAGGCAUUGCAGGCUUCUUUAAGGGGUUCGCGCCUUGCAUUCUUCGCGCUGCUCCAGCCAAUGCUGUCACCUUCCUUGGAUUUGAAAUGGCUAUGCGUGUCUUGCGGUAA
Messenger RNA from Lobosporangium transversale, 1153 nucleotides. RefSeq names its product mitochondrial carrier domain-containing protein. Gene Ontology annotation, molecular function: L-ornithine transmembrane transporter activity. The record is from RefSeq and is a predicted model, not a curated record. The coding region runs from base 89 to 1153 and encodes 354 amino acids. Lineage: Eukaryota; Fungi; Mortierellomycota; Mortierellomycetes; Mortierellales; Mortierellaceae. The transcript has 4 exons. Gene Ontology annotation, biological process: mitochondrial L-ornithine transmembrane transport.